This is a messenger RNA of Bufo bufo (common toad), 4911 nucleotides long. It is a transcript of the gene POGZ, whose product is annotated as pogo transposable element derived with ZNF domain. Lineage: Eukaryota; Metazoa; Chordata; Amphibia; Anura; Bufonidae. Gene Ontology annotation, molecular function: DNA-binding transcription factor activity, RNA polymerase II-specific; RNA polymerase II cis-regulatory region sequence-specific DNA binding. The transcript has 20 exons. Bases 235 to 4233 code for a protein of 1332 amino acids. The record is from RefSeq and is a predicted model, not a curated record. Gene Ontology annotation, biological process: regulation of DNA-templated transcription.
CCAUUCAGCGUGUGCUGAGGAAAUGACGCCAUGAUAUACCUCCGCCGUGACUGAGCCGUGUUCCUCCGCUAGCCUCUCUUUGUACGCAGUGCGCUUGGCUUGGUAGUGGCGGGUGUGAGGCGGCGGAGGAAUCCCGGGGCGUGACCGGGCCUACGACCGAGGAGGAGAAUCCGGGGCGAGGAAGAGAUCUUGGAGGAGAGAAUCUGAAAUCUUCAGGAGAUCCAGAGAGGAGCCAUGGACACCGAUCUAUUCAUGGAGUGUGAGGAGGAGGAGCUGGAGCCAUGGCAGAAGAUCAGCGAUGUGAUUGAGGACUCUGUGGUGGAGGACUACAGCUACCUGGACAAGACCAACACCGUUUCCAUCAGCCUCCAGCCAGUCACAGCUUCCCUGCCUGUAAUGCAGCCCACCCUGGGCAGUCAGUUUACCACAGCAACCACCAUAGCCAACACCCUCACCCAGAAUACGGACAACACAAAGAAAACCGUAGUCACUCUGAUCGCAAAUAAUAGCGGUCCAACGCCUAUCAUGCAGCAGGGUCCUCAGCCCCUCAUUCUGACGCAGAACACAGCGUCGGGCCUGGGCACAAUGGUUUCUCAGCCUGUACUGCGCCCCAUGCAGGUGAUGCAGAAUGCCAACCAUUCUGCCAACAACUCCAUCGCAGCGCAGCCUAUCUUCAUAACAGCGCAGGGCUUUCCUGUCCGAAACAUCAGACCGGUCCAAAAUACAGUGAACGCCAUGAAUCAAGUAGGCAUCGUUCUGAACGUCCAGCAGGGCCAGACUGUUAGGCCCAUCACCAUUGUACCAGCAGCAGGCACACAGUUCAUGAAACCAGGCGUUGGCGUUCCUCAAGUGUUUUCUCAAAUGACUCAGGUGCGACCAGCAACCACUGUCGCCGUGCGCCCAGCCACAAACACCUUCACCACGGUCAUCCCUGCCACCCUGACAAUACGCAGCACGAUGCCACAAUCCCAGAACCAGCUCAACAAAUCCAUCUGCAGCACUUUGACCACAUCCGCACCUAGCCAACAACCUCUCCGGCAAAUCACUGUGCAGCAGCCAACCCAGGCGCUGGCCAUCACUCAGAACCAGAAUAAUCCCAACAGCAGCCCCAAGCUGGUAAAUAUUUCCAGCUUGGUCACGGUGAAGAGACCUGGUGAAACCAAUGAUGUGGUAAAAUUUGUGAAUGCGGUCAGUGGCUGCCAGACCACCACCCAGAAUUCCACACAGCUCAUCUUUUCCAGCACAGUUGGCAACAAUGGCACAAACGUGGGCACCCUGCAAAGGAGCAUCCAGUUAGAGUCUAUUGGCCUGAAAGCAGCUGCGCCCUCUGGAGCUCAGAUGGAGAAUCCGGACUCCUCUAGGAAGUACUGCCCAAGGUGUCAGACGCCAUUCCGGGUUACAGAAGCUCUUCGAGGUCAUAUGUGUUACUGCUGCCCCGACCUGGUGGACUUCUCCAAGAAAGGGAAAUCUGAUUCUGAGCUAGCCAGCCAGCCAAGCCCGGAUAAAGCGGCCAGUACACUGAGUGGUGCAGCGCCCCCAGCUGGCAAGGCCCAGGAUAGCACUGCAGAUGAUGCCUCACAGGGCAAGCUCAUCAUGCUUGUAGAUGACUUCUAUUAUGGCCGUGAUGUUGGUCAGACAUACCAGAUGCAAGGAGUUCCUAAAGUGGCCACGACUUUCCGCUGUAUGCACUGCUCCAAGCGGCUGAAGAAUAAUAUCAGGUUCAUGAAUCACAUGAGGCACCACGUGGAGUUGGACCAACAGAAUGGCGAGGUGGACGGGCACACUACAUGCCAGCACUGCUAUCGGCAGUUCUCCACUCCAUUCCAGCUACAGUGCCACCUGGAGAACGUGCACAGCUCCUACGAGUCCACCACUAAAUGUAAGAUUUGUGAAUGGGCGUUUGACAGUGAACCGCUCUUCCUGCAGCACAUGAAAGACACCCACAAACCUGGGGAAAUGCCAUACGUGUGCCAGGUGUGUUCUUACCGCUCCUCCCUCUAUUCGGAGGUGGACACCCAUUUCCGACUGAACCACGAGGACACGCGGCACCUGCUGUGCGUUUAUUGUCUGAAGGUGUUUAAGAAUGGCAACGCCUUCCAGCAGCACUUCAUGCGGCACCAGAAGAGCGUCUACCAUUGCAACAAAUGCCGUCUUCAGUUUCUGUUUGCGAAAGACAAGAUCGAACACAAGUUACAGCACCACAAAACCUUCCGCAAACCUCGCCAGCUGGAGGGUCUGAAGCCUGGCACCAAGGUAACCAUCAGAGCCUCUCGGGCGCCUGCACGGGCCCUUCCUCUCUCCUCGGAUACCCCCUUGUUGCCCCUGCCAGACAUGAUCCCCAUCCCUCCUAUCCCACCUACAGAGUCCAUGGAAAUUGAAGACUACUCCAACCGGGUCACCAUAGGAAAGCAGUCAUGCCUGGAGUGCAGCUUCGACAUCCCGGAUUUCCACAAUCAUUUCCCCACUUACGUGCACUGCUCCCUCUGCCGCUAUGGUACCUGCUGCUCCCGAGCUUAUGCUAAUCACAUGAUCAACAACCACGUGCCACGGAAGAGUCCAAAGUACCAGUCGCUGUUUAAGAGCUGUCUGCCCAGUGACGACAUGGUGCUGACCUGCUCCUCCUGCCCUUUUGUCACACGAAUUGGCGAUGCCAUGGCUAAACAUCUGGUUUUCAACACCUCGCACAGCGGUGCUUCUGUCAUGGGCACAAGUUCUACCUCGCCUGACCUUUCCUGGGUCUUGGGGCCUGUAGAGGAAACUAAUGUCAGGACCAGUCCAGAGCUUAUAGGGGAAAGUGAGGUCAAGGAUGGUGAAAAAGGGAAAAUAUCACCUGUAUCCGAUCCCUCCAGCCCAGAGCAGAAAGACGUGAGAAUCGACGUGAACGAGCUUGACGAGGCAGAGGAUGGUGACACUGAAGAAGACGAGGAGACCGAGCAGCAGCUGAGUGUGAAGAGGCUUCGUGUCGUAUUGUUUGCCUUGUGCUGCGGCAUCCAGCAGGCAGUUGAGCACUUCCACCACUCUCCAAGUGACAUCAGACGAUGGGUCCAGAGGUUCCAGGACGAGAACCAAGACAACCUGUCCGAGGGCAAAUACCUCAGCUCAGAGGUGGAGGAGAAACUGGCCGAGUGGGUGCUGACCCAGAGAGAGCAGCAGCAGCCGGUCAAUGAAGAGAGCCUCUUCCAAAAGGCCACCAAGAUUGGCCGCUCUCUGGAAGGAGGCUUCAAGAUCUCCUAUGAAUGGGCGGUAAAGUUCAUGCUACGGCACUGUCUAAGCUCCCAUGAUAAAGUGGCCGUGGCCAACCGGCUGCCCAGUGAAAUGGAGGACAACGCACAAACGUUUAUCAGUUUUGUGCAGCGACAGAUACCCAGCCAGGACCUCCCAUUGUCCAUGAUCGCUGCAGUGGAUGAAAUUUCUCUCUUCCUCGACCUGGAACAUCUGAGUGGUGAGCAGAAGGAGAGCGCGUUGCAGACUGUGGGGACAGGGGAGCCGUGGUGCGACAUCGUGCUGACCAUUUUAGCUGACGGAAGCCUGUUACCCACACUGGUGUGUUGUCGAGGUGGCCCCAUAAGGCCGGAGCAUGUCUCGGAGUCCAUCAGACUAGAAACCAGGGAAGAAGGGUUUAAUGACGAUGAAGUCAUGGAGCUGUGGUCGUCCGUUGUCUGGCGGAAACACGUGGAUGCUCCAAAUAACAAAGGUAUGGCAGUAUUGGACUGUCACCGAUCACACCUGUCCGAUGAGGUCCUCUCCCUCCUCAGCUCCACCUGCACGUUGCCUGCUGUUGUUCCUGCCGGCUGUAGCUCCAAGAUACAACCGUUGAAUGUCUGCAUUAGGAGAGCGAUCACCAACUUCCUGCGCAAGAAGUGGAGAGACCAGGCCGAAGAGAUGGCGGAGGAAAGCUGCAGCUUGGAACGGUUGCUUCAGCUUGUGCUCCGCUGGCUAACAGAGGUCCUAGACGUGAUAAGUGAUCACCCAGAACUGGUGCAGCAAUCAUUCCUGGUGGCCAGCGUCCUGCCGGGGCCCGACGGCACGGCCAAUACAAGCAAACGUAAUGCAGAAAUGCAGGAAGAGCUCAUAGACCUGCUAGAAGGAGAGCUCCAGCUGACCCACGAAGAAGACUCCGACCAGAGCACGGACAGCCCCUGCCACGUGUACCCUGACCCGGAGGUUCUGCAGCGACUUUUUGAGGACAGUGACCCAGAAUCGUUCUAUGGCUUUGAUGAGACUGAACUGUAACCCCCUCAGUUAUUGAUCACUUUCCUAGAAGGGGCUGUAGCUGGCCUGGUCCACCCCUUCCAGGGAUGCUACCUCUCCUGUAGAUGAAGACCCCGGGGCCGCCCCUCCACCUUGAAUUAUGUAUAUUGAUUCUGUAAGGACUGCCGAGAUGGGAGCAGGUUACCCCGGCCGCUCGCUCGUGCGUCUAGUAAGCUUUUAUUUGGUUUAGUUUUUCUUUUAACCUCUCCUCCUCCAUGUCCCGGCCUAGUAACCAGCAGGCGGUAGGACCCGUGUACAGUACUAAAGCUCUCGCUUGUAUAUAUGAAACGCAGAAUAAAGGCGGCUCGAGGCGAUUCUGUGGUUUUAUUAGGUGAAGAUGUGAAUUUUUUUUAUAUAAUAUAUAUAUAUAUAAAGUGUUCUGGUUCUGACACCCUGCAGUGUCCACUUCUUCCGAGUCUGGUACUAAGCUGAAUCAACCCUUUUUACGUGACCGUGCCCUGUACAGGUCCUUCCUCCCUUAUUUUUUGUAUUGUUGAUUCCUGAGUUGCUGUCCCACCCCGGGGGGGUCGGGGGGGUCCCUGGGGCGAAAGAGAGACACUAGUGGUUUAUAGAGGUAGAGAGCACAGACCAGCAUGGGACACCUAGAGUUUUAACCCUUUUUUUUUAUUUUUUAUUUCUAAUAAAACAGUAUAAACUGAA